Molecule: messenger RNA, 1401 nt
Organism: Lipotes vexillifer (Yangtze River dolphin)
Lineage: Eukaryota; Metazoa; Chordata; Mammalia; Artiodactyla; Lipotidae
Gene: RMDN3
Product: regulator of microtubule dynamics 3
Exons: 12
Coding region: 1-1401 (466 amino acids)
Cellular component (GO): mitotic spindle pole; cytoplasm; spindle microtubule
Molecular function (GO): microtubule binding
Source: RefSeq, a predicted model, not a curated record
AUGUCUAGUCUGGGGGCCUUGGGUGGCACCCGCGCCGGGCUAGGACUGUUGCUGGGCACCGCCGCGGGCCUUGGAUUCCUAUGUGCCCUUUACAGCCAGCGGUGGAAACGGGGCCAGAGCCAGAGCCAGCCCAGCUCCCUGGACUACGUGCAGACUUCAGAGCCUGGACGCCAGGUGAGGCCGUUGCGGGCAGCUCCAGGUGAGGCUGGUGAUGCUGCGGUGUUGCCGAGCCUUCCACGAGAAGGGCAGGAGGAGGUGCUGGGCCGUCUGGAGUUUGUGCUGACCAGCCUGCUGGCGCUGCGUGGGGAGGUGGAGGAGCUGAGGCGCAGCCUGCAGGGGCUUGCUGGGCAGAUUGUGGGCGAGGUCCGAUCCCACCUGGAAGAGGACCAGAAAGUGGCCCGGCGGCGAAGGUUCCCAUUUGCUCGGGAGAGGAGUGACUCCACCGGCUCCAGCUCUGUCUACUUCACGGCCGCCUCGGGAGCCACGUUCACAGAUGCUGAGAGCGAAGGCGGUUACACAACAGCCAACGCUGAGUCUGACUAUGAGCGGGACUCUGAAAGGGAGAGUGAUGACGACGGGGAAGAUGAAGUGAGCUGUGAGACUGUGAAGAUGGGGAGAAAGGAUUCUCUGGACCUGGAGGUGGCUUCAGGCCUGGCACCUGAAGCCCUGGAGGCUGGUGGCUCCCCUGGCCCAGAAGAUGUGCUGGCCCUCCUGCAGCAGGCAGACGAGCUGCGCCAGGGCAGUGAGCAGGGCAAGCGGGAGGGCUUGCAGCUGCUGCUCAACAACAAGCUGGCGCAUGGAAGCCAGCAGGACUUCCUCUGGCGCCUGGCCCGGGCCUACAGUGACAUGUGUGAGCUUGCUGAGGAGGCAGGUGAGAAGAGGUCCUAUGCCCUAAGUGGAAAAGCAGCAGCGGAGGCCGCUCUGGAGAAGGGGAAUGAGAAUGCUGAGUGUCACCAGUGGUAUGCAGUGCUUUGUGGUCAGCUGGCUGAGCAUGAGGGCAUCCAGAGGCGCAUCCAGAGUGGCUUUAGCUUCAAGGAGCAUGUGGACAAAGCCAUUGCUCUCAAGCCAGAAAACCCCAUGGCAUACUUUCUCCUUGGCAGGUGGUGCUACCAGGUCUCUCACCUAAGCUGGCUAGAAAAAAAAACUGCGACAGCCUUGUGUGAAAGCCCUCUCGGUGCCACUGUGCAGGACGCCCUCCAGAGCUUCCUAAAGGCUGAAGAACUACAGCCAGGAUUUUCCAAAGCAGGAAGGAUAUAUAUUUCCAAGUGCUACAGAGAACUAGGGAAAAACCCUGAAGCUAAACGGUGGAUGAAGUUGGCCCUGGAGCUGCCAAAUGUCACUAAAGAGGAUUCAGCUUUCCAGAAGGACCUGGAAGAAUUGGAAGUAAUUUUAGGAGAAUAA